Molecule: messenger RNA, 2217 nt
Organism: Candidozyma auris
Lineage: Eukaryota; Fungi; Ascomycota; Pichiomycetes; Serinales; Metschnikowiaceae
Exons: 2
Coding region: 1-2217 (738 amino acids)
Source: RefSeq, a predicted model, not a curated record
AUGUUGGUGAGGAGAUCCUCCCCAAGAGUUGACUUCGAAGAGCACUUGAGCAUUGAGGGCGACGAAGAAUUCAAAAAAAGCGUCCGUACUAGUUCAAAGGAGUUUAUUCGUAUUACGAGCUUGACAAAGGUGGUUGAUGAUUUGAUCCUGGGGAUCCAGAGCUCGAGCGAGGUGUCAGAGGUAGGAAGUUUACCUGAGGAGCACGUAUCAUCCAUUUGCAAGCUUGCGUUGCUACUAGAAUGGCACAUAUACUGCAUCAGGUUUGAUGAUGAUGCCACAUCAUCAAAGGCUGAUUUCUUCACGCUCCUACAGUUGAUCCUGGAGUCACUCUUUGCAAUAUCAACAAAACACAUCUCCCGCUUCUGGGAGUACUUGGAGCUGCGGAUUAAGCUCUUUAAACAGCAUGUUUUUGACAAGAACAUUACACUGCACAGAAUUGCCCUUUUAGGUUUGUGCAAUGGUCUCACAGAUAAAUAUUACAUCCGCAACUCAUUUGGGAAACUAGAUUCCUACGUCAAGGAUACCUUCAACGACGAGUUCCAAGCACGUGUGCGGCUAUACCUCGCCACAAUGCUCUCUUUUGAGGAUCUGACGGGUCUUAAUAAGUACUUUGCCAUAGCAAAUAGGGAAAACAAGGAACCUGCAGUUGUCAGAACCAACUCUCCUGAUGACAACCUUUUGGAAGAUCUUUUAUCAUUCUACAGGUUGCUGAGAAACCCUUUCUACUACCUCAGAUCUCCAAGACUUCUACACAGUGUGGCUGUAUCCAUGGAUAAAUUCGCCUCGUACCUAAUGGAACAAGAAGCCAAAUACGCUGUGCGUCACCCUGGACGAGACAUAUUCGCUGUGACUACGCCUCAAACGGAACAAGAAGUUGCAGAGUCAACUGAAAAACUGAAGAGAGUUGUUUUUUUUCCGGAAACAUACUGGCUCACUCCAUUCGAAAGCCGAAAAGAUGAGAAAGUCAAACUUGAUGACCAAAAGAACAUCAUCAAGAAGUUGGACUCGUCGUCUUUCCGUCGCCUACUACUCAUACAUAUCUACUUGGUGUGCAGCUUUUUUGUUGCGCUUCUGCCUGCCAACAAACGGUCACUCUUAAAAACUGCAGGCGCUCCUGCCAAUGUCAAGCAUAUCUCAGAAGAGUUCACCCCAGAUGCACUGUACAAGAUCUUCCUCAAUAACAAAAGAGAUAUACCUAAAAAUUGCCUUACGUGGGAUUCACAACUCUCGAAUCUAUUGCUGAGUCUCUCGCAAUCUGAGGAGCAUUGGUGGGCAUGGCUCUUGUAUGGCAAGGACAGAGACGGAAACCUCUUGUUGACGGACAAGAAUAUAAGUGACGAAGAGCUAGCGGCAGUGAAAGAGAAGCACUCUUCCGCUGUCCCAUUUAAGACCAAGAGAUACUUCAACACCCACGCCACACCUCAACUUUCCAGAAAGAUGAAGACAAAAACAGGUUUACACUUACUUGAGCGCAGAUCUGAUGAAGGCAUUGAUUACUCUGCCAAAAUAGAGGAGCUCAAAGGAAAAAUUGAGCAUGCUCAAAUUGAAGGUGACGUGGAAACCGUCAAGGAGCUCACUGAAGCAAAAACUAUACUUCUAUGGAAGCAUAUCAAGGCUGCACGUCAACACCAGUGGUUGCAUCUUGGAAAGUUAUUAUCGGAAGAAGAUCUUGGUAAGUCUGACAUUGCAAAGGACGUAGAGAUGGAGGAUGCCACUGUGAACGGUGAGAUUAUUGAAAAAAAUAGUCGCGAGAAAACAGAGAUUCAAGAUGGUGACGAGGCUUCGGCAAACAAGGGGCUCUUGAAACAAGAAAAUCAGGAGGUUUCUCAGGGUGAUGAAGACCAGAAUAAACUAGAGGGCAAUCGGACAGUUGACGAAAAACACGAUAGUCCGAACGACCCAAACAGCCAGGACAUUCCGGGAAAUGGCAAUGAACACAAGGACAAUGUCCAACAUGAGCAGGACACAUCCAAAGAUGCUAUGCACAUCGAUGAAUCAAAGCCCCCUGAGAUUCCAGAAAGCCAAAUCGAGCAGGAAGACAAGAGUACAGAAAAAGAGAAGGCAAAGGAACAAGGGGCUCUUGAAGACACUCCAGAUGAAAGUGAACCCAAACCUCGUUCUGAGUCUCCUCCAGCUGUUCGCAGGCUGUUAAGAAAGCGUACUAGAUCGCCAGAAGCAGAAGACAUCAGCCAAACCUCCAAAAAGAGAAGAGCCUAA